CGCCAGUUUGUGCUCAUGUGGCCGGUCAGUUUGUUUAUAUUCGUAUGGUUCGUUUUUAAUGAAAGCUGAUUGAGUUAUUUGAACUGAAUUAAUAUGUCUGCCGACUAUGCGCACCUGUGCUCAUCUCUACUAGAGCAAUGCUUUGGAAAAGUGGUGCAGGCCGUGGCGGAUUGUCUCUUCUCAGCCACCACGCGCACAUUGUCGCAAAUUGUGAGCAGCACCAAUUUCACUCGAAAGGAAGUGGUGCUCGCUCUGGCGGUACUAAUCAAAUUUCGUCUGGUCAACUUUGAGCCAUCCAAGAACAAUCCUUUUUUGGCCGAGUAUGCGCUGAGGCGGGAAGAUGUGAUAUGCUUGCUUCGAUACUCCCGCUACAUACAUCUAGUACAAACCAAGUACGGAAAUGUUGGUGCUUCAAUAGCGGAGGAACUGCUAAAUGCGGGCUCAGAAACGGCCACUGCCUUGCUGCUCAAAUGCUUGGCUGAUGGUGAAAACAAGGCAGAGAGUGCCGAAACGUAUAGGGAUACGUUUCUGAAAAUGAUAUCCGAUCAUUACAUCAUUAAAAUACCCGAUCUAGUGCCGGGCGAUGAGCAGGAUGAGGCGGUGCCCAAGUUUCAGAGAAAUGAAUGUGAUUACUUUAUGCUGCCCACCAUAGAUCUAAAGAUAUUGGCGCAGAUACAAAAAGGCGAGGCGACUCUGUCCAAGGCUUUGGAUGCAGCAUUCGUGUGGAGCCUUAACUAUGAUCGAUUCCAUCAAGAGUUUCGGGAUGAUAUCAUGAAACUGGCCAUAGAGCGGAAAUUGGGUGAAAAUGCAGCCGAAUGCUUUAGUUUUAUAUUGAACCUCGUAUAUAAUACCACCGAUCCAUGGCAAAGAAAAGCCUCAAAUUUAAUCACAUUUGUGGAGAUAAAACAAGAAAUUGAGCGUAAAUCAAACAAUCUGGAGUUGAUUAAGUAUUUGGAUCAAUAUAUUUGUUUAAUAGUGGAUGAUUCACUUGGUUUCCUGCGCAAAGUGGGAGACAUGGGCGGCGGUCAGUAUCAAGUGGACAUGGAGAAGGCAUUUGAGUCGCUGGCCUUCGCCUGUGUGGAGGCUGUCAUAACCGAACGCUUUGGGUCGAAGGCGGCGCGUAUAUUUCGUGUAAUACGCUUCAAGAAAUUCAUAGAACAGGAGGAUCUGCAAAAGGAGGCUAUGAUACCCGAAAAGGAGGCCAAGUCGCUUGCCUACAAUCUAUUCCAGGAGCAAUUCAUACACGUUAAAGUUAUCAAGAAGCCUGGCGGAGGUGGCAGUGGUCCGGCUAAGGCUUUCUAUCUAUUCCACAUUAAGGAGAAAGAUACUGUGCGUAUGCUGCUGGAUAAUUGCUUCAAGUCCUUGUACAAUACAAUAAGACGUUCGAACUAUGAGAAGAAUGAGCACAAAGGCUUGAUCGAGAAAUCGCAAAGACUGGACAGCAUUGUGGAGGCGAUGAAGGAGCGUGGCGAAUCAGACGAAUACAUUGCAGAGAUUGUGGAAACUUUUACACCGCCCGAAUGUGAAAUUCUAAACAAAGUCAAAAAUCGCAUAAAGACCUUGUCCAAGGCCGAACUGACCGUGGACGAUACGAUCUUCUUAUUGCAGAUGUUUCAACACCACUGUACGACUUUACCAACUGGCAUUCAACAGUUUAAAUAAAAAAACCAAAAAAUU
Messenger RNA from Drosophila navojoa, 1677 nucleotides. It is a transcript of the gene Polr3C, whose product is annotated as RNA polymerase III subunit C. Gene Ontology annotation, cellular component: RNA polymerase III complex. Gene Ontology annotation, molecular function: single-stranded DNA binding. Gene Ontology annotation, biological process: DNA-templated transcription. The record is from RefSeq and is a predicted model, not a curated record. NCBI's taxonomy places the organism in Eukaryota, Metazoa, Arthropoda, Insecta, Diptera, Drosophilidae.